GGCUCUUUGUCAAACUUGGACGCUGCUAUGGGCAGAGAUAGCCAUCUGGGGUUGAACUGCCUCCUGUUACCUGCAGCCCAGAAUGGCAUAUCUUAAAGCCCUGCUCUUGGACGUUUAUCAUAUUUUAUUACCUCCUUAUUCUUUUCACCUGUGUCUUCACCGCUGCUCCACUGGAGAGACUAAUAUGUUGUUGAAUUCAUCUGAAUCCAGUGUGUGUUAGUGGACAGGCUCCCUGAGACAUCCCUUAUUUUGCACAAUAGCCUUGUCCAAGUAGUCCUAAACCAUCUGUAAUUGCACGCAUGUGAGCUUUUUGCUUGUAGGUGACCCUCCUGUCUUGUGUAUGUGUGUGUACUCUUUGUGUCUGUGUAUGUUUGCUUGCUUGUGUCACUUUCCACUGGUGCAUAAGUCAUGCCUCGGAGACCGAAUGUCAGCAGCAGCUGUUGCUUGCCACUGCACCUGAAUGAGGACAAUGCUCGCUUUGGCCUGCUGGCGGCACUCAUCCUGCUUUACCUGUUGUGUGGGGCGGUUGUGUUCUCUGCCCUGGAACGGCCCUCCGAGCUGCAGGCUCACCAGCGCUGGCAGGAACAGCUGGCCAACUUCACCCAGCAGCACAGGCUCAGUCUGGACAGCCUGCAGGUUCUGCUGAGGCAGUAUGAGGAAGCUUUCGUCACUGGGAUCCGAGUAGAUGCCUUCAGGCCUCGCUGGGACUUCUCUGGGGCUUUCUACUUUGUUGGCACAGUAAUCUCCACAAUAGGUUUUGGCAUGACCACGCCUGCCACAGUUGGUGGUAAAGUCUUUCUGAUCUUCUAUGGACUCAUCGGCUGUGCUGCGACUAUCCUCUUCUUUAACCUCUUCCUGGAACGUAUUAUCACUAUGCUGGCAUAUAUCAUGCGCUGGUGUCAUGAAAGGCAGCUGCGGCGGGCCGGUGUCGGGGGAGUGGAGGCCCGUGGUGAGGAUGACAGCCUGGAGGGCUGGAAGCCCUCUGUGUACUACGUGAUGUUGAUUCUGGGCAUUGCUGCACUGGUGAUCGCCUGCUGUGCCUCAGCGCUUUACUCAGCCAUGGAGGACUGGGACUACUUUGAUUCGCUGUACUUCUGCUUUGUGGCCUUCAGCACUAUUGGCUUCGGGGACCUGGUGAGCAGCCAAAGGGAGAGCUACAAGAAUCAGGAGGCCUACAGGCUGGGAAACUGCCUUUUCAUCCUUAUGGGCGUCUGCUGCAUCUACUCGCUCUUUAACGUCAUCUCCAUUAUCAUCAAGCAGACGCUGAACUGGAUCCUGGCUAAACUGGACUGUAGCAGGAUGCAGUGUCCCUGCCAAGGCCACACCUACAGGAGGCAAGGGCGGGCCUGCCCCUGCUGCUGCUGCCCCUGCUUGCCUGGCCAGCGCCGCACCCAGCACCCUCCACCUGGUCACCCCCGACAGAGGGCCCAGAAGCGCAAUGCUGUGCAUCCUGCCCCUGCAAAUGAGGCAGCGAGGAAGCAGCGUUUCACUAAUGCAUCAGUGGAAACAGUAUGCGAUAGUGAGACUGAUGCUGGCCCGGGGCCAGGUGGAGGUUAUCUAACAGGGCGCAGACUGUCUGGAGAAAUGAUCUCAGUCAAUGACUUUAUGGCCAACAAGGUUUCUUUGGCAAUUCUGCAAAAGCAGCUCUCUGAGACUGCCCACGGAAAUCCGAGGCAGAGCCAUGUUCGCCAAAAUGGCUUCUCUGGUGGAGUGGGAGCUUUCGCUAUCAUGAAUAAUCGGCUACAGGAGACCAGUGUGGACAGGUAGUUCCACAAGAGGGGAUACGUGGAACAUAGUGAACAGUAUCGACCAAUAUAGUUUUGGGGCCCUGAAUGUUGCCAUGCUUAAAGAAAACAGGCCAACACAAUCUGAUGGUACAAUGUCAUUCAAAGUACAACUCCUUGGGAUAUGAAUUAUGGGGUAGAUUACAACAAAGCUAUGUGAGCUCCUAAGCUUUGCCUAAUUAAUGUAGUUAAUUCUUUCGAUUUUCUAGAGACAGGCCUUGUCAAAUGACCAAGGUGGUGGGCUCUACAUGAAUGACUCUCCUCUGUAGAGGAGACCAGAGUUGAAGUUUCACAUCUGCUCGGAAAGGAAACGUAACAUUUGGCAUUUCAAUUGUAUCAGCUCAUCUGGGAGUCACUUUGAGAAGCUGAAGUGAUUGGCUUAUAUGGUGAGCAAUCAGACUGGGCCUCUGGAGAGCUCCUUCAGGGACUCUUCAAAAAAAACGACUGAUUUACAAGAGCCAUGUGCAGCCGCUGGCGUGCUGCUCUCAGAAAAGCACCAUGCAUGGAGAAGACAAGUGUCGAGUCAUUUAACGACACUUUAUGAUACGACAUCAUUUAACAGCAGCUGUCAGUGAUAGUAAGUGUUCCCCUAAAAACAA
Molecule: messenger RNA, 2383 nt
Organism: Pygocentrus nattereri (red-bellied piranha)
Lineage: Eukaryota; Metazoa; Chordata; Actinopteri; Characiformes; Serrasalmidae
Product: potassium channel subfamily K member 13
Exons: 2
Coding region: 409-1767 (452 amino acids)
Biological process (GO): stabilization of membrane potential; potassium ion transmembrane transport
Cellular component (GO): membrane
Molecular function (GO): potassium ion leak channel activity
Source: RefSeq, a predicted model, not a curated record